Molecule: messenger RNA, 13416 nt
Organism: Strongylocentrotus purpuratus (purple sea urchin)
Lineage: Eukaryota; Metazoa; Echinodermata; Echinoidea; Camarodonta; Strongylocentrotidae
Gene: jarid2
Product: protein Jumonji
Exons: 21
Coding region: 1-5568 (1855 amino acids)
Biological process (GO): chromatin remodeling
Cellular component (GO): nucleus
Molecular function (GO): histone demethylase activity; DNA binding
Source: RefSeq, a predicted model, not a curated record
AUGUCUUUGAUUGAUAAGAUCUAUAUCUACAAAGAUUUCUGUUGCAAGAUUGGGGUUUGCCUGAAGGAAUUUAAUGGCGAAGGCCUCCUCUGGCAAGAAGAAAGGGAGCUAACCCGAGCCCUGUAUGCUUCCCUGCAGAGACCUAGAUCAGAACAGGAUGUCUCCGAUGAACUACUGCAACAUGAGAACCCAGAGCUAGAGAGCAAGGAACCUGAGAGUCAAGUCAACAGAAUCCUUUUGGACUUACCUGAUUUACAGCUACAUGUAGGUGCAGAGCAACAGUUUGUGGAAUCUCCAUCUACAGCCAGAGAGGCAGAACCCCUCCUUCUAAAUGAACCCCAAAGACUGACAGAUAUCACUGAGCAGCAGAGAAGCAUUGAAGUUGUAGAGAAUUCUGUUGUAGACCAUUCAGCUGUAGACCAUCCUGUUGUAGAACACUCGGUUCUAGCCCACCCUGUUGUCAAUCACACUGUAGUGAACCAUGCUUUAGUGGACAUCGAACACUCUAAAGAACCUCUAAAUAUAACUGACCCUGAACACACAGACAUUCAAGCAACAGAAGAAUUUCAUGAUUUAAAUUCUACAAUAGUUAAUUCCCAACCUGAGCAACGUCCUGUGAAACAGAGACCCCCAAAGCCUAGAGACCCAGCAAAACACAAACCUUCACCAAAAAGGAAGGAGCCUUCAACAGUGAAAGACUCAUCAAAAUCAAAGAAAUCUCUAAAGGUUGAGAGGCCGUCAAAGCCCAAAGGUUUGUCCAAGUCAAAAGAGUCGGUAGAAACAAAACGAUCUCACAAGAAGAAAGUGCUACCUGGACAAUUUGAAUCUUCCAAGAUUUCUAGGUCUAAAUUAGUUUCUACAAAGACAUCAAAACCAGAGUUACCAAAGCCUGUAGUCACCAGGUCUCGCUCUCCUAAAGCUAGUAGCCCAAGGCUGCUAGGGCUAAAACCUAAGGAAGUUUCUAAGGAAUCCUCUGAAAGUAUUGCUCAUCGCCUCAGAGCAUCUGCGUUAGUCAAUUCAGGGAGUGCUAUGGGAAGUGUUCUGGGCCGACCUUCAAGAUCUCAAGAGAGGAAACAGACCACAGAAUCCAAUGCAGUGAACAAGGCUUGUUCAGAUGAAAGUAAGAAUUCAGGUGAUUUCCUUCCACCACCACUACUGCCACCACCACUGCUUCCUCCAAAGAAACACAAAUCAAAUGCUGCAGUCCCCUUGAAACAAUCCUCCACUAAACGCACAGAAAAGAAGUGCUUUGCUGUCAGCAGAGAGAGAAGCUCUGCAAAAGCCAAACGAGUGCCUAGCGUGCAUGGCAAAAGCCCCAAACUGAACUCCAUACCCAAGCGGCCCCUGCGAAGUCUACGCCGGGACCUACGUAGUAGGAGCAAGUUUAAGAUGCCUCAGGCGGAACCUGUGACGGGUCCAACCACACGUCGAAGUACCAGAAGCCAAAACACUUCCUCAGCGUCAUCAAAUACUGAUAGUCAAGAUGAGACUAAGUCAACAUCGUCCACAUCAUCGGUGACUAGACGACCCACGGUUAGGAAGGCAAAGGAGAGACAGGUUGCAAAGAGGAAGAGUAAAGCCACCACAGUCUCAUCAACUUCUGGAGAAGAGACUGACACCAAGGGAUCAAAACCUAAAAAGGCCAAGGUCCAAGCCCAGCGCAAGUUUGCCUACCCCCAGGCCUACAGUCCGGGCUGCACCCCAUCUAAGAUGAAGAAUGGAGACAUGAUGAACCCUUCUAAAUCCUGCAGCAUCUUCAACCACUGCCCUUCUACUGAAGACUUCUUAACAUUCCUGUGUCUCAGAGGCACGCCAGCUCUACCUCCCAGUUUGGAUCUGUUCAACGUGCAAAGUAAACCUAUACUAAACCUUUUGCAGUCCAUGCCAAAGCAACUGGCUGGCCGCAAGAGGAGUGCCUCCAGCACCUUGCGAAGCGACAACGACAUCAACAUACCAGGCAUCGAGCCCCUUCCUAGAGAGGACCCUGCCCCUUCUACUCCCACUCCAACCCCGCCCAAGGGCACCAAGGUCUCUCCUCCAAGACAAGCUAAGACAGCGGCCAUGGCAUCAGGCACUCUCCUGCAACAGAAGAUGAACAUCAAGAAUAGGAGGCUCAGACUCGAUGCCAUGCAUUUCAAGGCUUCUGGCAAAUUGAAUAAGAAUCUUCGGAACUCCUUCAAGUCCAACCAAAACAACAUUCUUGGCAACGGUCCUCAGCGGUUACCGCCCAGUCUAUCUCCAGUGCCUCCACCUAUCCUGGCAGUCCAGCGCAGCAGGCAUCCACCCCCACUGAUCCCCAUCGUACCCUGGGAGAACAAACGCUGCCAGACAAACAAUCACCUCUCUAGCAGGAAUGCUGCCCAGAUGGCUGGGAGGAAGUCGUCUGUCAGAACCAACUUGACCAGAUCCUCAGGAAGAUCCUCUAGUAGAAACUGUGUGCCUUCAAAGAACAACAUCGUUAAUCAUAGACUAGACAAAAACAUACAAGAGGACCAAAGCCCCAUCAUCGCUACCUCAAAAGCAAAGAACAGUGGUCAGAGGAGAGUGACCCAAAAGAACAACCACAAAAACAGUGACAGAAACUCAAGGAUAUCACCGAGACUGAAGAAUGAAAGAUGUUCAGGUGAAGUCAUCAAUGGGUCAAAUCACCUUCUUGAUAAACUUGAUGGUGCUACUAAUGGUCAUACCCUUCUGAGUCAAAUCAAGCUUCUGAAAGGAUCCAGAAGAGAGCGCAAGGAGAAGAAAUGCUCCUGUCAUUCACAGAAUUGUUCCCAAAGGACACGGUCAAGGCAUAAGAAUGGUGAUAGGGAUUUGGCCUUCGAGGGUGCCAUUGAGGAAGUGCUAAAGACAGCAAAGAGGCAGAAGAAACUCAAAGAUCUGAAAAGGCGUGGUUCUAGGAAACUCAGAAACAGUUCUAUGAUGCUCCGAGACAGGGUACAGGCUGCAGAAGUGGAGCUUGAUGACCCCGUCGUGGAUAAGGCUGACGCGAUAAACAACAUCCUGUCAACAAAUGGGAUUAGCAAGAAGCUCACCAUACCUCUCACCAACUGCACACUUAAUAAUAAUGUUCUCAGGAAGGACAGUAUGAUCUGUCCAAAGGCCCAUCUCAAUCACGAAAUUGAGAAGAAAUUAACCGAACUAAAGAUCAAGGAAGACGGAGAGGAAGAGGACUGUCUUGCAGCAAGGCCAAACAAAAUCAGGAACCCGCUUCUCAAAAACCACAAAGAACUGUUGCCACCAAAGGUCACAUCGGAGACAACGCUGCAGAAGCUGCAGAAGAAGGCUCAGGGACAGUCUCCAAGGCGUAACCGGGCCAAGACCAAGAAUGGACUGGCUCCACUCAAGAGUUCCAAAGAGGAGGUCCCGGUAAAGUCUGGACCUUCCAGAUUCAUUGAGGGUGUGAAGGAGGGACUGGUGCUGAGACCCAGCGUAGAAGAGUGGAGUGAUCCGAUGGCAUACAUGGAGUCCAUCGCUGAUCAGCUCAAUGACUAUGGAAUGUGCAGGGUUAUUCCACCUGAUGGCUGGAAGCCUGAAUGCAAGCUUCAUGCCAACACAAGGUUCACCACAGAAGUGCAGUAUAUUCACAGAUUAAUGCACAGAUGGAAGUCAAGAAGCAAGCAAUUAGCAUGUAUCAAGAGGCAUUUGGAAGAGAGAGAGAAAGUAGCCUACUAUCCUCCUCAGAUAUCUGGCUAUGAGAUAGACCUGGUAGAGUUCUCUCAAGUCGUAGCACAGCAGGGUGGCCUUAAGACCAUCACCAAUAACAAGAGAUGGAAUAAAGUUGCAGACCUGCUUCACAUCCCCAAAGCACUUCAGAGCAGAGUGAAAUUGGAUAGUAUCUACUGCAAGUUUCUUCUCAGUUUUGAUAAUCUUUCAAAGGAAGAUAAACAGAGGCUGGAAAUGGAGACAGAAUUGCUCAGAAAACAGCAAGGUGCAUCGAGGCUUAGAUCACAAGAUCAUGAGUUGAAUGGAUGUGAAGAGGUCGUGUGUAAGGGUCGACCUACGACACUGUCCACGUAUAGCCGUAUGGCUAGUCUUACACAGCAGAUGCUCUAUACCAGGCCAAACCCUCCGCUGGAUAACAUAGAGGAUAACUACUGGAAGAUGUUAGACAAAGGUGAACCACAUGUAGCUGUUCACACUGGCCAGCUCAAUGCGACGCUCACUGCAAGUGGAUUUACUACUAAUAGAGCCAAUCCAUACGCAAAACACAACUGGAACUGCAAGAUGAUUGGCAGGAAUCCCAGCAACAUUCUCCACUUGCUGCCCAGCCAUCUUGGCGUGAACAUGCCGACGAUGAAGAUAGCCAUGAUAUUUGGGUCUGAAGGAUGGGCAAUAGACAGUCUGGGACUGUCACAGAUAGAGUACUUACAUACAGGGUCCCCCAAGAUAUGGUAUAGUGUUCCAGCCAGCCAUUGCAAUAAACUUGAAGAACUGCUGCAAUCUGAUGUGCCAGACCAGUGCACACAUCAACAACAACACUGCCUCUAUAGAAACAACCUACACUGUAUGGUCCCUCCGUCAGUACUAGCCAGCAAGGGUGUGCCGGUCUACCGUCUGGUCCAGGAACCAGGGGAGUUCAUCAUUGUAGCCCACGGUGCUGCCAAGGCUAACUUCUGUACUGGUUACAGCAUGUCUGAGGGUAUUCCAUUCGCCUCAGCAAACAAUCUCCAGCACUGUCUAAGAGGGUUUGAGAUUUGUCAAGAGCUGAAGCAAUCGACUCUCUUCUCCGUGGAACAUCUCUUGUGUGUCCUCACUACAAAUGCUGCCAAUUUGAAGACCAAUCCAAACCUCCUCAGGGAACUCGAGACGAAGCUUGUGCACAUCAGAGAUCGAGAGCUUAGUCUUCGCCACCAGCUGGCAUCUGCUGGCCUCAAGUCUUCCAUAUGCUUUGCGGACUCUGAGACGUGUGAAGACGCCCAGUCCUUGCAGGCUGGGGCCAAGUCUAGGAACCAGUAUGCCUCUGACAAGGGCUGCCAUGUGUGCCGGCAAUCAUGCUAUCUGUCAAUGGUUGUGAGUGAGCGAGAAGAUAGAGUGUACUGCCUCCACCAUGCCUACCAGAUGAUCACAAAGACUAAGAUGUCUGGAAGGAACUUCAAACUUCUCUACAGAUAUAGUGAAAGCCAACUCAGGGAACUUGUUGAGGGUCUGACCACAGGCCCCAGCAACCAUACCGACGAAGCCACACCUUCAGCAACACACCCUACAACAACAGCUGCAACAACAGCUGCAACAACAGCUGCAACAACAGAUGCAACAACGGCAACAACAACGGCAACAACAUCGACGGAAGCCGAGCCAGCACCAAGCAAGUGUAGCUCCUCUGACUUUCCAACCACGAGUACUGCAUCGCCUCCAUCACCUCCAAUACCUCCAACACUAAGACCACCAUCACCACAGUUGCCCCCCAAAACAUCAUCAAUACUCUCCACCACCACAGAGCCGACGAUGUCAAUGACGUCCACAUCUCCAUGUUCGUCAUCGCCAUCGUCUGCAUCAACUUCAGGUACAACCACCACGUCUUCUUCGCCUUCUUCAGAGUCAAGAUUACGGAAGAAAGCUGAGAGAUAAAACAGAGUUUUGAAAAGACUUGGUAGUGCUCCUGAAAAAUGUAAUGACAUAUAGAUUAUUGGUCUCAAAGUUCAAGUUCGUAAACACGCUCCUCUGGGGACAUAUUCAAAGUGUAGAUUUCAAAUUUGCUGCAAAACUGAUAUGCUCCUGUGUGGAAAGAUUGGAAUACAAAGCUCUGUUUGCACAUUAGUGAAUACUCAUAUGUUCUAAUGAAUCAGGAAAACAUACAAAUACUUUUCAUAACUUGUAAAAUGUUGGUGCAAAAUGUUGGUAAUUUGUAGAAUACAUGUAGGUUCACUUGGAAAGGAAAAAAAAAUGAUUCGGUCAGAAAAAAAUGUAGCAGCCAGCUCUUUGGUUAUUGUCUAGAUUGCAAACAGAUCUAGAGAUAUGCUGCUGAAAAAUUGGGAAGUAGUGUCUAAAGAAAGCAAUUUGCCCGAUAGUAAAUUGUGCUAUUCAGACAAAUUUAGUGUUAGUAUUAGAGAAUUUUUACUCUAGAUCAAUUUUCUUUUUCUUUUUUGUUAUGUUAUAUGGAAUGUGAUUGUGUAUAUGAGUUAACCCAUGACACAAGGCUGUCCCAAAGAAUGUUAAGUGAAGAAACAGUUUGAUCCAAGUUACUGCAGGUCAAGAAAAUGAACAUCAUCACUAAUCAAUGGAAUUAUCAGAGUCAAUGUAUAUUUCUCCUGCUAUUUGUUGAAAGGUGUGAAUUUAAGUUCCAGGGAAUGCACUGUAAGUUGAUGAAAAGUAACCAGGGAGAUAUGGGACUACUGCAAAGUUGAAAGAAUCAAAGCUACAUAAAUGCUGCCAUUUUUAUAACACAUCAAGCAGGCCAUGCAAAUACCAACUGGUCUUCCAUGCUAAUGUGUGUACAGGUACAUACUAUUCUCUGAUUGGGGAUAAGAAAUUAAGGAAAUAAAGGAUACAACGUCCUGUAUAGUUUUUGAGUCUUGUAGGCUGGUGGUCAUUGACAUAUUGCAAAGAUUAUUAUGUGUCUGUCAGAAGGACAUUUGUGUUUUGAGUGUAUUAGGCACUCCUCUGCUAAUGUCCUUCUGUUGGGCACACAAGGAGAUGGUUAGAUGAGAGAAGAUAGAACUACCGGUAGCUCUAAUCUGGAGAAGGUUUUCGUUAUCCAGUAUCCAGGGAUGUUUUAGAAUAACCCAUCCACAUCCCUAAGCUUUGGGUGGUUUUACUGUUAUCAUUUUUCUUCUAGCAGAUUUGAUGAUUUAGAAAAUGAUAACCGUUAAAAUAUCACAAAUAUUUUGCGAUAUUACUUAUCUUUCAUCUGGUAUCCUGCUUGUAUCAUCUCCCUUUUGAUGGUUGCUAUUGGUAACGACCAUGGCAUUGCUGGUAUUGUAACCAAUACCAUCAUCAUGACCACCGUGACCAAAACCACUACCAAGACUCUCAAACUCUACUUGUACCAGUCAUAUAUGAAAGCUUAAUCAUUGCCACUAAACUUAAGACUCACAAUACCAUUAGAUUAUACAAAUAUUUGUGUAAAUGGGACUUCUAUGAUCUUUUAUUGAAGAAGACUUAUUUCACAUUGAGAUAGGUAUGGCAAUAUCAGUAUUGAUGGGUGAAAGCGUGCGUAUAAGAGUUUCGUGAUUUCCCCCCUUAGUAUGCUGUGUUGUAGAACAUACAUUUGCAGCUUAACCAUGCAUUAGUGAUUAAAAUCAAAUUCUUAACUAUGUCAUUAGUUUAAGUACAAUGUGUAAUUGUUAUGAUAUGCACUGCAGACCCCUUUUUUAUACUUAAGUAAUUUGUUGUGAACACCCAGACUUUACGAAGCUGGGGGUGGCUGCAGGAAGGGGCUCUGAUACAUUCCUCAUACUAGUCUCUCUCUUUAUCAUGAUAAUCAAAGAGGAUUCAGAAACAUAAGUGCUGCAAACACUGUUGAGAAGUAACGUUGCAAUUUCUAGACAGUGUGUAUGAUGUUGUGUGAUAAGUACCUACAUACCUUGUUAGUGUUGCAUGAAUGUCAAUACCUCAAUAAAGUGCACUAUACACUCGUAUCAAUUUAAAGGAGUCAGAAUUCGAUAAAUAUGUCAUCGAGUUCUAAUCUCAUCCACUAGAUAAUGUCUCACUCUUAGUGUAACUAUCUUCUCAUCAUAAACUAUGCCUUACUUAAUGGUCCAGUAUUCCUCAUAUGUGUAGGUUUUGUGGAUGGUGUUUUCUUCUUUCGUAUGUGUUUUGAAUGUUAUUAGAAGUGUCACAUUUGUGUUGAUAACCAAAAUAUCUCUAGCUGCAAACCACUUACAGUUCAUGUGAAAUCAUAUCAAUGUUCCCAGAACAUUCUCUUUUAAAAAUGUUCUUAAACUAGAAGAAGAAAAUGGUAAACCUUCAAGUUACAUGUAUCUAUUGAUGCUUUUAUGCAAAUAGUUGUACUUUUUAUAUGUUUGGGAAAGUUGGAAGUAAUUCUUUGCUCUAGGAAUGUCAUUGGAUACCAUGUAUCUUGAUCUAUACGUGUAUGUAAACAUCAGCCUUUUUCUAGGCUUUAGAUAGUAUCUUCACAUACAUGUAUUUAUGGUAUGUGAAGUAAAAGCUUAGAAAUGACACCUACAAGUUUCAUAGUUUUUGCCAUCAUGAAUACGAAUAUUUCUCAUCAGGAACUUCCCCUCGAUGAACUUGUAGUCAUCCCUUCUUUACUAGCUGGCAUGUCAUCCCCACUGAAACUUCAUAUACUUUAUAAUGUGCUUGAAAACAUGUUUUUCAUGUUUUUUAAUGAACUUGAUAUUAUUUCAUGGGAGCCAUGGCUACAUUAUCCACUGACUGUAUGAUUCAUGAAAUUAUGAUAAAAUCUGUAUGGUGUGUUUUUUAGGUGAACUUCUAAUCUUCACAAUAUCCUUUGAUAGGAUGGUACAGGCACUAUGUUUGCACGUAUAUUGUGUGUGGUUUAGAUGAACUACUUACUACUCAUCAUUUCGUGUCAGUUUAGACUGCAAAGCUGCAACAAGUUUCCUCAUGUUGCCAAUUCUUCUAAUACAGUGUGAUGACUUCACUGACACUAACUCGUCAUUUAUGUCAUUAUAGACAGUUCUCUGCUGCAUGUAUCAACUUAUUUUCCACCAACAAGUACACUACCAUCAUGACUAUGUUCUUGACCUGCAAAAUAUUUAUGUUGUGUGAUUUUUCAAUAUAUAAACAAGAAGAAACCAUUAAGAAAUGCUGCCAUGUUUUCUACUCGUCAGUUCGUGAGUGUGACCAACCCUGUUCGUAGACCGAAACAGAAGUAAUGAAUGUGUCCUCCUUUGUAUUAAUAUAAUGCUGCACAACUGGAAAUGCCUUUCUGUGUGUUACUAUGUAACAAGCCGAUAUUAGGUUGAAGUGCUGUCUCAGUCAUGUUUAUCAUGUUUUCAUUAUAACGAUGCAAGCUGUGUUCCAACAUGUAUACAUGUAUGUAGAAGAUAUGUUUCACUGUCUACCGGUUAGUAUUUGUGGACUGAAUCUCUUCCCAAAUCUUCUUUUAUGAUCUCUCUUUUUCCCCCAUAUUUGUUUGAUCCGCAUAUUAUGGUUGUAUCCCUAUAUUAUGGUUUCAUGGUAUUGUUUUGCAGAAUACAAAAUAUUUGCUGGUGAUAUGGACAACUUUUUGCUGUAAUGGGAUUUUGAUGGCUACAGUUGUCUUAACUGAUUUGCUAUUAGUAUUAUGAUAUAAGUUUUGUUUGACUGAAUAAUGGAAGGCAGAACAGAAAAUCUACUUGAUAGGUCUUUAAGUAGAAAAAAAUAAUCAGAAAAUGUAUUUGUCAUCUAUGGAGACAUUUUUAUUAUUUCCAUUAAGAAAUAUUUUUUGGGUAUUACUGUAAUUUACCUUUUGAAAGAAAACAAAUCAAAAUUAAGAAUUCAUACAGGGUCAUUUCAUGAUAGAACAGAAGAAAAUCAGGUUUUGUAUUUCAUUCUUAUUUUUUGCACCGAUAUAGAGAGUUGUGCACUGAACGUUACUAUUCAUUUAUGUUUUAUUGAUUUAAACCAUUGUCACAAUGUUUAUGACGUAGCAUGCAAAACUUUUAUGUCUGGGUUUACAAAAUUUACUUACUGCAUGACCAUGUUCUUUUAGAGUAAACAUCUGCUUCUUUUAUGUUUGAUUUCAUGUUCAUUUGUGUAGGUAAUUGCAAAAAGUAAUUUUUUGUUGAUUAAUGAUGUAUAUUUCUGCAACAUUCCAAUUUUCUUUUUGUACAGGGAUUUUGUGUUUCAAUGUAGAAAGAAUGAUAGAUUUUAGAAAUUAGUGAUAGAGGAUGAAUCGUUUAUUUGCUCAGCCAUGUUAGAUGUCUACUGCAGUGGAACUACAGAUACAAAUACUGACAAUCAGAUAUAAAUCAACAAAAUGAAGAACUUGUCCUCUUUUGGGGGAAAAAAACAUUAGGGCAUUUUAGAAAUGAGUCUUCUGUAUUUGAACAAGAUGCUUUGAAGUUUCCUUUAGUGAAUGGAUUUAUUUUAUUGUUUUAUUCUCAAAAUAAUAAUGAAUUUCAAGCCCCAUGGUUUAACUCUUGCUGUGAUUAUUGCUCUAGGUAACUGUACAUGCACACCAUUCUAUUUAAACUGGUUUAAUGUGUCACUAAAUCAACCAUAUGUACCAGGACAUUGGGGAUAAUUUGAGCUCAAAUGUGCGGUUUUAAACUUAUGGAAAGUGUAAACACGUACUCUUUUAAAGGCCAAUUGAAAUUCAUUUGUUUAAUGGUUUCGGAAGGAGCAGUUAUGCGCAUGAAUGAUAACAACAAAAUGUUGAAAAUAUGAAGAAACUAAUCAGAAUGAUGUUUGGGAGAUUAAUUGCUGAAUUUGUGUAUUUUCUUUUCAGAUUAUUAUUUUUCUUUCUAAACAAUCGGUUUUAUCAGUUCCCUCCUUUAGCAUAUACAUGUGAAAUAACAUCAAGCAUAAUAGAGUUAGACCAUGGAACCGCUACGGGCUCAUGCAGGUUUCAAUACUUGUCCUUUUUAGAAUAUAUUUUCAGAUUACAAAACCUGUUUCAUUGCAAAGCAUACCCAUGAUUAGAGAAGACUUGUUCUAAUGAAAAAUAAAUAUGUGAUUGUAAAUUUUACAUUUGAUGUAGUAUGAUUUGUAUAAUAGAACAUGAAUUUUUGUUUAAUUGUUGUCAUCCCUAUGUGUGUGAAUAGGAAUUGUAUUUUUAUUAUGUCAAUUGCCAAGAAUGACAUUGUAGUGAUCCAUGUAGUAUUGUACUAGUUUAGUGUAUUCUCAGUCAUCUAAUUUGAAAUGAUAGUGUAGGUCUCUUCCCAUGAAGAACUUUUCUAUCUGAUCUGAUUUUGUAAACAAUUGUUUUUCCAUACAUGUAUAUUGAUGUCAAACUAAACAAGGGUUUAUUUUAAUUUCAAAAUUUUGUUAGUGCAAUGGUACUAUUUUUCACCCCAGGAACAUUUUCAGUAAUCACAGAUAAAUGAGCCAUACCUCUGAAAAAAUAUUGAGUGAAAUUCAAAACAUGGUUGUGGUUUGUCACAGAUGGCCUAGGGCUCUCUGCUCUUGUUUCUCUAAACCAAUUUAGUUUAGCCCAAUAUAUACGUUAGAAAACAUGGUAGAAAUGAUGUGAAAGCUAUUGCAAUUAUUUCUCCACAAAAAGACAGCCUCACAUGAUACGAGAAAAUCUAUUCUUUUAGAAAAGGUCUAUUUAUUUAGAGAUGAUUGUAGUUAGGGAACUUAAAGUGUGAGUAUUUUCUUAGAUUUCUUUAACUCUUGCUGAGAGAAACAUUUAAUUCUAAAUCAUGAGGCAUAGCAAUCAUUGCAGGAAUCUUAUCAUUUAGGGUUCAUUCAUCCACUCGACUUGGCAAAGUGUGUGCAAUAAUUACGAGUGAAGCGUACAUGUGACACUGGUAGAAUGAAAUAUCUAAUGAUUCAUAUAAACCACUUCAUGAUACAGAUAUUCUGGAGUGUGACAUGUAUAGAAAGAUAGUAAUGCAAAAAAUAGAUAUGCACUGUUUUCCAUCAUUAAGUCUUGACUAUUAGUCAGUUAAUUGUAGAUGGUAAAGUUAGGAAUUUAAAAACACUCUUCGUCAUUGACCUGAUACAAUAUAUUGAUGCAAAUCUGUGUGACAUAUACAUCUACCGGUAUACAAUAUUUUAAUAGAAUAAGAGAGCUUCAUUUAUAUGUAUGUUACAGGGAAGUGCUUAGAUUUCCUCUCUAGGUAAAGUCUAUUUUGAUACAUAUGAAAUAACUAAUAUCCACUGCCCCAGAGUUAUAAUGAUACAUAUAUUUUUCAAACAUAAUUUUCUUAAGAAUAAAGUCCAUAUCAACUUCCUUCACCUGUGGGCAAUAUGGAUUCAGUAAAGGGAGAAAUGCUGAUGAUUUCAAUCUUGAGAAUUUGCUUGCAGAAAAGGGAAAGAUAUGUAUUUUUCUAUGUCGUAGUCUCUCAAACAGAUUAUGGAAAUAUACACAAGCUCUUUACAAGUGAUUGAUUCACUUCAAAUGCGUGAUCUUUUCGUAAACUUGUAUUAGUUUUAUAACCCAUGUAUCAUUAAUUAGUUUUUAUAUAAAAUGUGCAAAAACCCUAGUAGCUUUAUUGAAUGAUUACUACUUCUCCAUGGAAAUGAAUAGUGUGUGAAUUCAAUAUAUGAUAUCUUCUAAAAGGAGCAUCUAUUAUGCAAUCAUCUCUGUAAUGUGAGUGUGAAAUAAUCAGUCCUCUUUUGUAGAUGGAUGGCAUAGAAACAGACUUUCUGUUUCUGUUCCAAUGUGUUUUUAGUUUUUCUUCAUUUUUCUUAUUCUCAGUACAUUUUGUUAUCAAUGUUGACCAUUCAUAACAUCAAUCUAAGUGUUUUGUUAAUUCUUUGUUUGCUUGAUAUGUGUUUAUGAAGUAUGAAGUAGUUUCUUUUAGUUAUGAGUUUUAAUUUGUUGCCCUUUUCUAUGUUCAAACCAUCAUUGGCAGAACAGUGAACAGUUUUCCCCAUUGGUGUCAGAGGUUAUGCAGAGUAAAAUUUACUUUGUGACAAAGAAAGCAAUGGGAUUGGAGUUUGAUGAACAGAAAUCGUGGUCUGAAACUAAGCACUUUGGGAGAUGAAUUCCUCAUUUCAUGAAUUGGAAGUCACAGGUUCAAUCUGCAAUGUUUGUUAAAGAGAACAGUUUUGUCUAGGGCUAGGGAAAAGAGAUGGAGCAUAACAAAAGAGGAGUUGAAAUUGUGAUUUUCAAUUUUAAAAAAGUUUUCUUUGUUGGAGGAAUUAAGAAAGUUGAGAAUGUGUGAAUAUCAUGUACACAAGAAUGAAGUUUGAAAUGUCAAUACAGAGGCUACUUAUAGAUUGCUUCAUGGAAAAAUAAGAGAACAAAGUACAUUUUCCAACACAGUCUGGAAAGUUUAGGCUUGGAAUCGGCUUAUGCUGUUGUAUGAAUACUAGUAAAAAGAAACAGAGAUGAAGGAAGGUGUUAUGAAAUGAAGGAUGGUGUUAUAUUGUACAGUGUAAAUUUAGCACAGUGUAUAUUUGAAGAAGUUGGUGUACAGAAGAUGGUCAGAAAGGAGAUCUGAUGGUGAAAGCUUUUGCAAAGAGGCUUUGAUGAUUGUACAGAAUGUUGAAUCACAAAGAAUUGUCUGUAGUCAAAUGAUCAACCAAACUGAAAAUGUAAAUGAAAGAACCGAGUCUUGUUCGACAUAGAGAAGAGAAAGUUGAUUGGAAUUGAAACUUAAUGGAAUGCACAAUUGAUGUUGCCAAGUAGCUCACUGUACAGUGUUAGAAGUAUGUGAUACAAUGGUGUCACUUUAUGAUGUGAUUAGAAUGAAAUUUGUAGAUUUUGGAAGAUGAUUUGCUCACCAUUUUGUUUCUGUGUUGUUAUUUUUCUCUUUUCUUGUAUUUAUUGUUUGUUUUUUGUCUACCUCCAAGUGUUUUGAGGUGGAAUAAACUUUUGAGAAUUUUUCCUACAGAAAA